Nematolebias whitei (Rio pearlfish) is the source of this 2293-nucleotide messenger RNA. RefSeq names its product E3 ubiquitin-protein ligase TRIM39 (gene btr30). The transcript has 13 exons. The coding region runs from base 51 to 1913 and encodes 620 amino acids. The record is from RefSeq and is a predicted model, not a curated record. Gene Ontology annotation, molecular function: zinc ion binding; protein binding. NCBI's taxonomy places the organism in Eukaryota, Metazoa, Chordata, Actinopteri, Cyprinodontiformes, Rivulidae.
AGGGUUUGUGACAGAAGAGAGUCGGGUGACGGUGGAGAAGCAGCCAGACGAUGGCGGAGGCAUCGCAGGAACUCUUCUCGGAGCAGGAGCUGACCUGCUCCAUCUGCCUGGACCUGUUCACCGACCCGGUCUCUACGCCCUGCGGACACAACUUCUGCCAGGUGUGUAUCGGUGGGUACUGGGCCUCCAGUCCGGUGUGCACGUGUCCACUCUGCAAGCGUCAGUUCGAGGAGCGUCCUCUGCUCAGCAUCAACAAGGUCUUUGCUCUCAUCUCAGACAAGUUCAAGCAGACCCGUUACGGCGCCAUGGGCCUCUCGGCGCCCGUUAGGAACGGGUCGGUGGACGCCAUGUACGACGACAGCACCACCGACCCCUUCCUGUCGCCACCUGAGAACACGAAGGCGACGGCUGAAGAUGUGGUGUGGUGUGACGUCUGCACGGGGAUCAAACAGCCGGCCAUCAGCUCCUGCCUCACCUGCACCGCCUCCUACUGCACCGAGCACGUGCAGCCGCACCAUACCUCCACCUUCUACUCCAAACACCCGCUGAUGGACCCACAAGAGGCCCUGCGGGGCCGGACCUGCUCCCAACACCACCGCUUACUGGAGGUUUACUGUAGGACAUGUCAGUACUGCAUCUGUGCCAUCUGCUUCCUGAACGAACACAGGACCCACAAAACGGUCUCGGUCCAGACAGAGAGACAGGGCAAACAGAAACUGGUGGCGAGGACGGAGCAGGAGAUUGUGAACCGGAUCAAGGAGAAGGAGCUCCGUGUGGGCGAGAUAAAGAGGAAGCUGGAGGGCGUGCAGAGCUACGCGGACAAAGAGCGAGGUGAAGUGGAACACCUUCUGGACGAAGUGUCCGCCUCUCUAGACAGGAUCCGGACCCAGGUGGUGGGUGGGAUCCAGAACCAGCUGGAGGCCGUGACGUCAAAGGGGGAGGGCAUCAUGAAGCGUCUGGAGGCAGAGCUUAGCCAGCUGAUGGACAGGAGGGCCACGCUGGAGGUCCAGGCCAUCAGCCAGGAUCACAUCAGCUUCCUGCAGAGCUACGAGGACGCCACGGCUCCUCUGGAGGAUGGCAAGCAGGAGGACGUGGACGAGGACUCGGAGCUGUCCCUCCACUUCCAGCUGGAGGACUUGAAGAACAGCCUGACCGAGCUGAAGGACAAGACCGAUGAAAUCCGGACUGGGGAGGUCCGCUCCAGGGGGUCCAGAGGUUCUCGAGGUUCCAGAGAUUCCUCCUCCUCCGGAGACCUGCUGGCUGCUGAGAGCAUGAUGAGCCUGAGGGGUAGCAAGGCCAGUCUGAGGAUGAGCCAGUGGUCCUUGAAAGACAUGAAGAAGAGCAAACAGGUCUCAGGUCCGAAGAAGGCCCGAGCCUACAUGGAGGACGUGACCUUGAACCCGGUGACGGCGUACCCGUUCCUGAUCCUGUCUGAAGACAGGAAGCAAGUGAAGAGGGGCGAGAAGCUGCAGUUCUUCAGGAACAGCAACCAGAGGUUCGAUGUGUGGUCCUGCGUCAUCGCCAAGGAGGGCUUCAACUCUGGACGCCACUACUGGGAGGUGUUUGUUGGUGAGAACAAGGACUGGAAGCUGGGCGUGGUCAGCGAGUCGGCUCAGAGGAAAGGCCUGUUCGACAUGAGUCCACCCAACGGUUUCUACGCCAUCUGGUGGAGCAGCAGCCAGCUACGAGCACUCACAGCCCCUCCGCUCACCAAGGUCAAAGGUCACCACCCGAAGCUGAGACAGGUGGGUGUCUUCUUGGACGCGGAGGAGGGACAGGUGUCCUUCUACAACGUGAAGACGGGGACAGAGAUCUACAGCUUCCACUCCAACUCAGAGUUCACGGAGAGGAUGUUCCCUCUGUUCGGAACUGGAGACAAAGAGAUCCCUCUGAUCCUCAUGACCACACAGUGACACCUGGCCUGACGGAGCGGGUCCUCAACCAGAACCAGACUUGCGUGAAGACUGAGCAGAUGGAAGAUGAAGAUUUAUAACCUGAACCUCCACAGAUAAAAACUCGUCCUCGGUUCUGAUCAGGUUCUGGUAUAAACACAGGAUUUUUACAAAAUCAAACUGCAGAUGAACACGAGUUUAAUAAAAUAUAUUUUUAACGGCAACAAAUAAAAUUAUUUACAUCUGAAGAUUUUCUCAUCGGACGGAUGAUCCUGUUCAAUAAGACAGAAAUCCAGUUAUUUUAAAAAUAAAAUAAAAAGCUGUAUAUAGUAACUCUUUUCUGCGUUUCAACCUGUACGGAAGUCUGUUAGUGCCAGACAAGUUACAACCUGUUAAAACUG